Molecule: messenger RNA, 204 nt
Organism: Fusarium odoratissimum NRRL 54006
Lineage: Eukaryota; Fungi; Ascomycota; Sordariomycetes; Hypocreales; Nectriaceae
Exons: 1
Coding region: 1-204 (67 amino acids)
Source: RefSeq, a predicted model, not a curated record
AUGCCGGAUUCUGGUAUCUCAGAAAUUGCUCAUCUUCCCCGAGACAGGCCAACUUUCGCCUUUCUGAAUUAUUUCUUUGAUCGAGGCAUCAAGGCCAGGAAGGAGGAAAAUAGAGUCCAGAAAGAGAACGAGGAGAGAGGAACAGGAAAACUAACUUCUGUCAAGAAAAGGAGGAAACAUGGUGCUCACCUCCUGGUGGACUAA